Trichoplax adhaerens is the source of this 2505-nucleotide messenger RNA. RefSeq lists its product as uncharacterized. The transcript has 23 exons. The record is from RefSeq and is a predicted model, not a curated record. The coding region runs from base 1 to 2505 and encodes 834 amino acids. Lineage: Eukaryota; Metazoa; Placozoa; Uniplacotomia; Trichoplacea; Trichoplacidae. Gene Ontology annotation, cellular component: cytoplasm; actin cytoskeleton. Gene Ontology annotation, molecular function: actin filament binding; phosphatidylinositol-4,5-bisphosphate binding. Gene Ontology annotation, biological process: cytoskeleton organization; barbed-end actin filament capping; actin filament severing.
AUGGGCGAUCCUGUUGAUCCAGCGUUUGCUAGCUCAGGAAAGAGCGAUGGACUUGAAGUCUGGAGAAUCGAAAGCAUGCAAGUUGUUCCAUAUCCAAAGGACAAAUAUGGAGAAUUUUAUACCGGCGAUUCUUUUAUUAUUUUACAUACCAAAACUCUUCCUUCCGGAAAAGUAGAAUGGAAUAUUCAUUUUUGGUUAGGAAAGGACACAAGCAGAGUAAGAAAAUUUAAUGUAUUAAUUCGUACAAAAGUUAUUUUUAAUUAUAAAGUUACUGUUGUAAAGGAUGAGGCUGGAGUUGCUGCUUAUAAAACUGUUGAAUUAGAUGAUCACCUUGGUGGUUCACCUGUGCAACAUAGGGAGGUGCAAGAGCAUGAAACCAAGCGUUUCUUAUCUUACUUCAAAAAAGGAGUUCGGUAUCUUAAAGGAGGGGUUGCAUCUGGAUUUAAACAUGUUGAUAAGGAUAAGGUCGAAAAACGCUUGCUGCAAAUAAAGGGUCGCCGACAUAUUCGUGUUAUGCAAGUUGAAUUAAAAUGUUCAUCAUUGAACAAAGGAGAUUGCUUUAUUUUGGACACUGGGCGCAUAUUAUAUGUUUGGAAUGGCUCUCAAAGUAGUCGUGUCGAAAGAAUUAAGGCAAUGGAAGUUGCAAGAAAGAUCCGAGAUGAUGAACACGCAGGAAAGGUGCAUGUUAAAGUCAUCGAGGAACAAGAUGACAAUCCAGAUUUCUUCAAAGAUCUCGGCUCAAAAGAUAAGGUUAUCAAAUCUGCAGAUACUGCUGGUGAUGAUGAUGCUUUCGAUAGAAAGCACCAGACAAAUGUUACCUUACACAGACUAUCUGAUCAGUCCGGGAAUAUAGAAAUAAAUGAUAUUGCUGCUGCUCCAUUGAAAAGGAACAUGUUGAAUAAUGAUGACUGUUUUAUACUUAACACUGGGCCAUCGGGUGUAUUCGCCUGGAUUGGGAAGAAUGCUAGUCGUGAAGAGAGAACAAAGGCUGUUAAAUUUGGAAUGGGCUUCUUAGACGCAAAAGGCUUACCAAAGUGGACUCCUGUUAGCCGUGUUGUUGAAGGUGCCGAACCAGUGAUGUUUAAACAAUAUUUUUCAGAUUGGCCACGUGAAGGCGUUCUUAUGCCUUUACAACAAGGUUCCUCAAGUAGAAUUGCUCAUGUUAAGCAGGAAAAGUUUGACGCUUCCAUUAUGCAUAAACACGUAAAAGUAGAAGCACCUAAUCUUGUUGAUGAUGGAUCUGGCGAUAUUGAAGUAUACCGUAUUGAGAACUUUAAGCCUGUUCCUUUAGAAGAGCAUAUGUAUGGAUGUUUUUUUGGUGGUGAUAGCUAUGUCAUUUUCUAUACCUACUUGGUUAAUGGCAAAGAAAAUUACAUAAUUUAUAUCUGGCAGGGAAAAGACAGUAGUGCAGAUGAAAAAGGUGCCGCUGCUGCUUUUGCAGUAGAAUUGGACGAUAAAUAUGGUGGUGCUCCCGUUCAGAUACGAGUCGAACAAUAUAAGGAACCUGAACACAUGUUAAGAAUUUUCAAAGGAGGCAUGAUAAUUUUUCUCGGUGGCACUGCGAGUGGUUUUAAGAAUCGCCAUGAUCCUGAGUACAAGGUCAGCAAAACGCGCUUGUUCCAGGUUAGAGGGACUGCGGAUAACAAUUGUCGGGCCGUUCAGGUUAUUGAAAGAGCAUCGUCUCUAAAUUCAAAUGACUCUUUCAUUCUCGAAUCGGCUGAUAGGACUUUCUUAUGGUUGGGAAAGGGCUCUAAUGAUGAUGAAAAGGCAAUUGCCGAGCAAGUCGCUUGCGUGGUUGCGCCCAAUCGUGAUAUCGAACAUAUCGAGGAAGGAGAUGAACCGCGAGAAUUUUGGGACAUUUUAGGUGGUAAAGAGAAAUAUGCUGAUGAUAAAACUUUACAGGAAGAAUACCCUUCACAUCCAGCACGCUUAUUUCAUUGUUCCAAUGCUACUGGAAGAUUUAAAGCUGAGGAAAUCACAAAUUUUGACCAAGAAGAUCUUAUUGAGGAUGAUGUGAUGAUUCUGGAUACCUACAAUCAGGUUUUCAUAUGGAUUGGAAAUGGUGCUAACCGAUUGGAGAAGCGCGAGUCUCUUAAAACUGCUGUGGAUUAUGUAAAAACUGAUCCAUCUGGCAGAACACCUGAAAAUACCGUUAUGCUGCAAGUUAAGCAAGGCUUUGAACCCCCAACAUUUACAGGCCAUUUCUUAGCAUGGGAUCCCAACAUGUGGAGUGGUGGAAAAACUUACGAGGAAUUAAAGAAAGAAUUGCAUGAUGCCAAUGCUGGCGUUGAGUUAGUGGAUGAGGCUCUGGCUAAGUACAGCAAGAAAUACACAUACACUCAGCUGACGAUCAAACCAUAUCCAGAGGGUGUUGAUCCUUCAGAGCGUGAGAAACAUCUGUCUGAUGAAGAAUUUCAUGAAGUAUUUGGUAUGUCUGCAGCUGAAUAUGAAAACUUACCGCAAUGGAAACGAGUUAAUCUUAAAAAAGCAAAGAAUUUGUUUUAG